Parastagonospora nodorum SN15 is the source of this 1629-nucleotide messenger RNA. RefSeq lists its product as hypothetical. Gene Ontology annotation, molecular function: transmembrane transporter activity. Bases 1 to 1629 code for a protein of 542 amino acids. Gene Ontology annotation, biological process: transmembrane transport. Gene Ontology annotation, cellular component: membrane. The transcript has 4 exons. The record is from RefSeq and is a predicted model, not a curated record. NCBI's taxonomy places the organism in Eukaryota, Fungi, Ascomycota, Dothideomycetes, Pleosporales, Phaeosphaeriaceae.
AUGAGCCUCUCGGAGAAGAUGGCGACAGAAAAGGUGGAGAUUGCGAAGCACGUUGAAGCUGUCGAGACAGUACAUACAGAUGGUACUGUCGACCUCGUCGACACUCACGCCAUCGGUGGAGAGCUGGAGGAGAUGCCACCAGGCUACUUUCGCAGCGCGCAAUUCAUCGGCACAGUGGUCGCAUGUCUCACCCAUGUGUCAUACACAAUACUGACCAAAGCUAGAUUAUUGAUCAACCAAGACAUCGGUCCUUCACCAAACCUAGGUUGGGUUGGCACAGUAUGGAUCCUCGGGUCGGCCAUUGGCUUCCUACUCGUGGGCCGACUGUCGGAUAUCUUUGGUCGCAAAUGGAUGGUCAUCGGUACUACCCUUCUCAGUAUCGUUGGCAAUAUCGUAGGUAGCACUGCUCAUAGCAUCGAGACCCUCAUCGCUGCCAACGCACUGAAUGGCGUUGCAGCUGCUGGUCAGCUCUCAUUCGGUAUCGUCCUUGGCGAACUUGUACCGAACAAGCAAAGAGGGCCAAUCGUCACGUUGGUGUUCAUGUCAUCUCUCCCGUUCGCCGUAUUCGGACCUAUCAUCGCCCGCAAGUUCAUCGACAGUACAGCUGCAGGCUGGAGGUGGAGCUACUAUCUCGGCAUCGUCUUCGGUGUUAUCACCAUCGUCCUGUACCAAUUUCUAUACCACCCACCGACAUACUCGCAGCUCCACGUCAACGGCAAGACCAAGUGGCAAGCUUUUAAAGAGCUGGACUUUGUUGGUAUCUUCUUGUUUAUUGCUGGUUGCGUUCUAUUCUUGAUCGGCCUGUCAUGGGGAGGGCAGGUGUACCCGUGGACAAGCGCUCAUGUGCUAUGCACCAUCAUCAUUGGCAUACUCACCCUAGUCGCAUUUGGUCUCUAUGAACAAUACCUUUGCAAGACCAUCCCGCUCAUGCCACCACGCCUCUUCACCGACAUUGGUUAUGUAGCCAUCGUUGUUGCCGCAUGCAUCGGUGCCAUGGUUUACUACUCGAUGACGAUUGUUUGGCCCACUCUCAUUGGCACAGUCUAUACCCCAGAUGUGAUCGAGAUCGGCUGGCAAUCUAGCGUAGUAGGUGGCGGCGUCCUCCUCGGCCAGUUGGUUGGUGGCAUUGCCUUGUCAUACCUUCCCAAAGUCAAGUUGCAAUGCAUCAUCCUAGCCGUCCUCACCACAGCCUUUGUUGGCAGUCUCGCAGCACUGGGUCCAGACACACAUACCUUUGUCAUCACGAUGGGUACAUUGGGCUGCUUCGUCAUUGGUUGGAUCGACAACAUCACCUUCCCGGGUGUCACCCUCGUCAUCGCACCUCAAGAUAUUGGCCUCGCAACAGGCGUACUCGGCUCCAUCCGUGCUCUCGGCGGCGCAGUUGCGCAGGCCCUCUACGUCUCCAUCCUCACCAACAAAGCCACGAUUUACAUUCCCAAAUACGUCGUCCCCGCCGCGACUGGCGCCGGGCUACCAGUCUCAUCACUCCCAUCAUUAUUUCAAGGCAUUACACUCGGUAACUUCUCUGCUGUUCCAGAUAUCACGCCUCAAGUCAUCGCCGCGACGGGGAUUGCGCAUAUGGGCAAGUUGGAUGGGCAGGCAAAUGUUGAGGGGGCGGAGAAGGUUUAA